AUGGCUACGUGGUGCUCCGCAGUAAUGGUGUUACUCGCAGUGGGCCGAGGCCUGGGACGACCCGAAGCGCCACUGACCGGUUUCGGCGGAGGUGGUGGAGGAUUCCCUGGGCUCACGCUGGACAGCUACGCAGCGCCCAUCAGUGGCGGCAGUAGCAGUGGGCCGUACCCAAGCGGUGGGCCACCACCACAGUACGGGCCACCGCAGCAAGCGCCCGUCAUACACAAGCACGUGUACGUGCACGUUCCACCCCCAGAGCCCACGUACUACGCCCCGAAGAAGCCUGUGCAGCCUCCGCCACCACCGCAAAAGCACUACAAGAUCGUGUUCAUCAAAGCACCCACACCACCACCACCCACCGUGCCAGACCUCCCACCGAUCGCACCGCCAGCCGAACAGAAGACACUCAUCUACGUGCUGGUCAAGAAACCGGACGAGGCGCCCGAGAUCCACAUCCCGACGCCCGCACCCACACAACCGUCCAAACCGGAAGUGUACUUCAUCAGAUACAAGACCCAGAAACAAGAAGGAUACCCCAACUCAGUAGCUUCCGAGUACGGACCACCUGCGAGUCCGUCUCCGUCGAUCCCGUCUGACACGUACGGCUCCCCAUCACCGUCCUCCGGAUAUGGAGCGCCCAGCGGUCCUGGAUCACUGUACUGA
Molecule: messenger RNA, 663 nt
Organism: Macrosiphum euphorbiae (potato aphid)
Lineage: Eukaryota; Metazoa; Arthropoda; Insecta; Hemiptera; Aphididae
Source: the annotation of a GenBank genome assembly